Molecule: messenger RNA, 888 nt
Organism: Chiloscyllium plagiosum (whitespotted bambooshark)
Lineage: Eukaryota; Metazoa; Chordata; Chondrichthyes; Orectolobiformes; Hemiscylliidae
Source: RefSeq, a predicted model, not a curated record
AUGUCUGUCCAGGGGGACGAGGUGGAGCUGAGCGAAGGAGCCGAAGAGGACGCGCUCUCAGCAUCUGGACCCCACGCGACCGAUGGCCUCGACGGCGGGGGCCCGACCGGGUCCGUUUCUGACAGCACGGACCCCAGGACCCCCACGCCCCCCUCGUCCAGGUCUCCCCUCCCUGGCCAGACCGCGCGCUCACCCCCUAGCUCAAAACCCAGGCCCUCUCAGCACUCCCGGUCCUCGCCCUCCCGCAGAGGCUGCGUGACUCUUCCCCCACCACCCUGCCUCUUGGCCGCUCAGGAACCUUCGCGGUUCUGGCCCACCUCAGUCACCCUUGGGCCCUGGGCGCCGGUCGCCGCCCCUCCCGGGCCUGGCUUCCUGUCCGGGGUCGGUCCUAACCCUUUGCCUGGGCCCACGGCCUACACCCGGUCACUUGCACACACUCCCAGUAGUGGCCCACAGACGGGACUAGGCCUCAGCCCAGUCCCCAGGCCUUUGGCCUACUCCACCUCGUUUCCACACACUCCCAGUAGUGGCCCACAGACGCGACUAGGCCUCAUCCCAGUCCCCAGGCCUGUGGCCUACUCUGCCUCGUUUCCACACACUGCCAGUGGCGGCCUGCAGACCAGACUAGGCCUCAGCCCAGUCCCCAGGCCUGCGGCCUACUCUGCCUGGUUUCCCCCCACUGCCAGUUGUGGCCUGCAGACGGGACUAGGCCUCAGCCCAGUCCCCAGGCCUGCGGCCUACACUUCGGCCUACCCCACCACGCCCUCAGCCACUCCCAGGCCAGGGCUGAGGAUUGGGGCCCCCGUCGCCACUCGGGAACCGCCCCAGGGCCCUUCUCCAGACUUCUCUGACCCACCCUCACUGGAGGGCAGCUGCUCCUUCCUUUAG